GGGCCGAGGAGGGAGAGGAGUCCCCGGCGGCGGCGGCGCGGGCCGCCUCUUUCGGCUGAGCGAUGCCUCCCGCAGGAGCAACCGGGGCGCCCGCCUUCUCCGCCGCCUCGCGGCUCGCGACGCCCGCCCGGGCUCUCGGAGACCCUGAAGCCUUGGCAAGCCACAAUUUUGGAAAUAUGACCAAUAAAUCUGAAAAUGGAUCUUCAACAGAUGGACACCUGGAAUAUAUUGCUUAUUUCCUGAUUCCAGUAUUCUUCCUUAUGGGACUGUUGGGGAUUUUAAUUUGCCACGUACUAAAGAAAAAAGGGUAUCGGUGUACAACCGAAGCAGAACAAGAAGAAGAACAGCUUGGGGAAAAGAUAGAAUUGAAUGAAAGCGUACAAGAUAAUAAUGACACCGUGGGACAGAUUGUCGAUUACAUAAUGAAAAAUGAGGCUAAUGCAGAUGUGCUGAAAGCAAUGGUAGCUGAUAACUCGGUAUAUGAUCCAGAAAGCCCAACUACUCCAGGCAGUCCAACAAGUCCAGGUUCUCCAGUAUCUCCUGGAGGUCCUCUGCCAAAACAUGCUUGCCGAGGACACCACUUGCACACCGUUGGUGGGAUUGCUGGGACAGGCGCUUGUAGUCGUUGCAGUCAGAAACGGUGGCAUCUCUUCAGUCCAGCUAAAAAGGCAAAGGAAGUCAGAAGACCCCGACAUGGAGAGGUCACAGUACUGUCUGUGGGAAGAUUUCGGGUUACCAAAGUGGAACAUAAGUCUGCUGCAAAGGAACGAAAACACUUGGUGUCCUUCAGUGGAGGGGAAGCUGGUGAAAUGCCCUCUACUCCUGUUAAAGAAGGCUCUAAAGAAGAGCCAGCUUCAGUUCCUGUCAAACAAGGAUCAAAAGAAUUGAAAUUAACACCUACCAAACAAGAAGAGAAUGUGAAAUCUGGUUCAGAGUAGCAUUUUGGGAUAGAAAGUUACAGCGAUCUGUUGUCAGGUCAGUACCUUCCAGGUGUUUGUUACAAGUCCUAAAGAAAUUAUAAAUCCUUUAAGGGCCAAAAGAUCUCAGGGUUUCUUUAAGGAAGGAAUAUAUUUGCUUUAAGUUCUUAAAUUCUGUAAAUAAGCCAUUUAUUUCAAGGUAUUGUAUCUCCACGUUGAGGAAUAUGUGGGAAGGUUGGACUGGAUCUAAUAUCCUUAGAUUGGAUUCAAAGUUCUGUUCCUUUGUUGAUGCCUCUCCAGAUGGAAUUCUACCCAUAAAGGUUGUGAUCAAAGAAAGGAAGAUCUCUUCUUGGUUUCCCUUAUUUCUGUGCUCCCACCAUUCUGGAGAGCCCUCAGAAUGAGGAUGCGGGGAGAAAAGGAAUCCACAAACACGGCUCCCUUGUUGCUGCUUCUGGCAUGGAUGAGAGCAUUUCUUCUUUAACGGAAGAUCCCUUCUAUUGUCCAUGUUUACACUGUUCACCCAUAGUAUAAAUGCUAGCUUGCAGAAUUUAGGGGUUCUGUAUGAUGACCAGGGAUUGCCAGUUUGUCACUUCCAACAAUAUAUGAUUUUCCUUCUCUUCUUCAGCAGGUAGAGGCUUUUAGAGAAAGUGAGCAAGGAGGACCAUUGGGGGAGAAAGUCAAAAUUGGCACCCUGAUGACAUCUCAAAAAGGCAUUUGUAAACGCAGUGCGGUGCACAGCUUCCACUAACUGAAUCUCUGCACAGUUUGGUCCCAGAUAUUUAAUGUGUUUUUAAUAAUGGAAUAUUUAAUGGCAUUUUAUAAUUUGAAGGCUCCUGGAACAUAGAGUCUGCAGCUUUAUAUAUUUUUUUAAGAAAAUGCCCUUUCUUUCAUUUCUAACAAAGCAGAACUUAAUGAAACCUCGCUUGGAAUGGGCAAAACCAAAACAUUUUGUCGAAGUGUCUCUUGUACGUGUCACAUCACGUUAGGUCACAUCAGAUCAAAAUAAUGUGAUCAGAUGCUGCUCAUUUCUGAGAGCAGCGUAACAGAGAAUGAAAAUUGUGAGCCGUGUUUUUGUUUUAAUUUAUUGCUAGCGUACCAAUGGCUGCUAAAUAAUGUACUGCUUAAUUAUAUUCAUUCCGCAUCUUUCUGUAAUUGCUGUUUGGUUCUCAAAGCUGACUUUACUGUUUUUUCCCAAGCUCAGUUGAGCUGCUUAUUACAUCUUGUAGAUUUGUCCAAGAAUUAGUGUGUGGGUACGCGUGCAAUUUAUUGUUACUUUUUGCCUGAUACUACUUCUUUGGGCAAACUGUGAAAAUAAAUAUAAUAAACAUCCUUCAGCGUUCCAAGAUUCUGCACUAAUGGCUCUUUCAGAGAGAUCAAUACUGCUGAAGGGCAUCUAAGCAUCUGUGAACAAGAGGGCAUAGUAUUAAUGGCGCAAUCUAAAAUAUGUCUGCUCAGAAGUAUAUUCCAGUAAAUUCAGUAGUUCGUUCUUUCAGGAUACUAAGAGCAGUGUUUUUCAACCUUGGCAACUUUAAGAUGCAUGGACUUCAACUCCCAGAAUUCCCCAGCCAGCAUGGAAUUCUGGGAGUUGAAGUCCACACUUCUUAAAGUUGCUGAGGUUGAAAAACACUGAUGUAGAGGAUUGCAAUCUACAUUAGCAUUAUUUAGGAAAAUAUAACUUCAUUUUCCAUAUCCCAUGUCAGAUAUAAAGUACAUUUUUCCGGGAUUGGGUUAGACGGCAUGUGGGAUACUUGGAGUUCUCUUUAUUCCUUGCUAAAUGUUACCUCCCCGUGGUUUUUAAGGCAGGAGGGUUAUAGGUUAAAUUUUCACUUAAUUUCCCUAUUAAGUGAAAAGCCUGUCCUUUCAUAUAAUAAAAUGUAGCCAUGUGGUAUCACAGUAUUGGACAAUAUGGUCAUAUUCUUAAAGCCCAAAGUUAAAGGAAAGUUUAGAUUUGAAAUUAAAUGAGAAUCUAUCCUAAAAUGGUGCAUGUAUUUAAUUAGUCAGCUUUGCUCCACGUUAUCCUUGUCGCUUACCUUCCUACUUAAAGUAGUUGUUGGUGCCAGUGACCUGUGGCAAUUGCUUGGGGGGAGUGUCUUCUGUUGAUAUCAUUCCCUUCUCGCAGGUAGAACUAUUUUUGCUCCAUCAAGACCUGAGCUUAAAUUUAGAAAUGGAGUGAUGCAGUAUGCUUAAGCUCUCCUGAUGAUCUCUAAAUCCUACUUAUGUUUUCCCGGUUGCUGAUUGGCUAGGCAUUUAGCUUGAGAAAUCCUCUCUUUGAAAUAGAGCCCCAAUUGCUACAGUUCUAGAAUAGGGUUGGUGGAGGGCAAUUGAGAGGACAUUUCAGCCUUGGAAAGUGCUAAUAAAUAUUUUAAGACAUGCUUGCACAAACACUGACGGAAUACUGAAGAUGGUGAAGUCCGGUUCUCAAAGCCAACAUUGUUCCAUUGGAAUUCAACCAGCAGGGAAGGCCAAGUGGAUUAUUUAACUACCAAUCCAACGAUUCUUGAGGAAAAACUGAUUGCAGGUAUCCUUCAGAUUUACGAUGAGUCGUACUAGAACAAGUUGCACCACUCCCAGUUUGGUAGGGAACCUUUAGAUAAAUGUUCACAUCUGUACAGACUUCUGCUGUUGACCAAAAUCUUUGGAUUGCGAAAAGGUAUUUAUGUGCUUGAAUAAAAGUGUUUCUCAAUUGUAGAACACAAGCCAUUCUGUCCAUAAGCUUGUAUCAGUGGCCAGAGUGGAGAUGAGCCUCACUUUUCACACUAAGUGUAAUUUAACUGUGCAUUCAAUGUCUUUUAACGAUUUGGUUCGUUGUAAACAUUUUGUACUGUUUGAACAAUAAAAGCAGCAAAGCCCUUUUUAAAA
Candoia aspera is the source of this 3776-nucleotide messenger RNA. It is a transcript of the gene RELL1, whose product is annotated as RELT like 1. The transcript has 6 exons. The record is from RefSeq and is a predicted model, not a curated record. The coding region runs from base 63 to 938 and encodes 291 amino acids. Gene Ontology annotation, biological process: positive regulation of p38MAPK cascade. Gene Ontology annotation, cellular component: plasma membrane. Lineage: Eukaryota; Metazoa; Chordata; Lepidosauria; Squamata; Candoiidae.